Apus apus (common swift) is the source of this 3184-nucleotide messenger RNA. RefSeq names its product chromosome transmission fidelity factor 18 (gene CHTF18). The record is from RefSeq and is a predicted model, not a curated record. NCBI's taxonomy places the organism in Eukaryota, Metazoa, Chordata, Aves, Apodiformes, Apodidae. The transcript is spliced from 21 exons. Gene Ontology annotation, molecular function: ATP hydrolysis activity; ATP binding. Bases 5 to 3010 code for a protein of 1001 amino acids.
GCUCAUGGCGGGCCCCGAGGAGGGCGCCGAGGAGGGCUUCUACCAGCGGUUCGCGGACGAGCUGGAGGUGCUGGCGGAGCUGGGAGAUGUCCCAUCUCCACCCGCCGGCCCCAAAAUCUCCCAGUUCCGGAGCAGGAGGCAGCUGCCGGAGGAACCCGAACCCCCCGCGGACCCCGUCGGGGGCAGCAGCCCGGGUGGCACCAACCCCAGGAAGAGGGAUCGGGACCGGGAUCGCAUCCCACCCGCUUCCCCGGCACUGCCCGGAGCCCGCAGUAGGUUUCUCCCAAGCCGGGUCUGCGGCCCCAGGAGGCCCCCAAGCGCCGCUGGCCCCUUUCCCCCCUGCGCGGUGGAGGGUGCCGGGCACCGCCCUUUGGUCAGGGAUGUUUCUCCUGUCCCGGUGUCUGUCACAGCCCCGAAGCCGAAGCGGCAGCGCCUGGAAGCUGUUAAGAAGCUCAACUUUGGUGCAGACGAUGAGUGGGCUCCUGAUGAUUUCCAAGAUGCUUGCCAAGAGGCAUCUUCUGCUCCUCAGACUGCCAGCUUGGGCCACCUGGAGCUGAGUGGCAUGGUGCCCCUGCAGACCACACCACCCUCUGAGAAGAAGCGGGUCCUCAAGCGGCCACCCAUCCUGGAGGACUACGUCCAUGUGACAUCCACCGAGGGCACCAGGGUCUUCAUGGUGGUGAAGGACGAUCCUUCCAGGACAGGAGUGGAACUCCCUGACUCCCUGGGCUGGAAUGCACGCAGGCCACUCCACUUGCUGGGGGUGCCUUUCUCCUACCUGAAGGAACAAGUGGAUGAGGAGCGUCGAAGGCACGUUCUGAAGGCAUCAGAGCAGCUCACGGAGAUAAUAAGCAGUUGCCUGGAGAGCGAGACCAGCACCGAGGGCCCGGAGCCCAGCGGGGAGGUGGCACCAGCAGAGGAGGAGGAGCUGGGGCUGCAUUGCCUCUGGGUGGACAAGUUCACCCCCCGGCGCUACAUGGAGCUGCUCAGUGAUGAUUACACAAACCGCUGCCUUCUGAAGUGGCUGAAGCUCUGGGACACGGUGGUGUUUGGGAAGGAGAAGGCUGUGAAGAAAGCCAAGGCUGAUGCUCAUCCUCCAUUCAACAAGCCCAAGGAGCAGCAGAAUAAGUGGAAAACAAAGGUUCAGCUCAUGGAGGAGAUUUUGGAAGCUGAGCUGGACCAGUACAAGAGACCUAAAUACAAGGUAGCCCUGCUCUGUGGCCCUCCUGGCUUGGGGAAGACCACACUAGCCCACGUCAUCGCGAAGCACGCGGGGUACAACGCUGUUGAGAUGAACGCCAGUGACGACCGCAGCCCCGAGGUUUUCAAGACUCGCAUCGAAGCUGCCACCCAGAUGAGGUCUGUGCUGGGCGCCAACGAGAAGCCCAACUGCCUGAUCAUCGAUGAGAUCGACGGCGCGCCCGCGGCAUCUAUCAAUGUGCUGCUAAACAUCAUCCACCGUAAGGACGGGGAGGGCGAGGCAGGGGCUGGCCCGGGGCGGCGGAGGCGGCGCGAGGGUGGCCUGCUGCUCAGGCCCAUCAUCUGCAUCUGCAACGACCAGUACGUCCCUGCCCUGCGGCCGCUGCGGCAACAGUCCUUCCUGCUCACUUUCCCCCGCACGGCACCGUCCCGGCUGGCCCAGCGGCUCUGUGAGAUCGCCCUGCAGCAGGGCAUGCGGGCGGACACGGGAGCGCUGCUGGCGCUGUGUGAGAAGACUGACAACGACAUCCGCUCCUGCAUCAACACCCUGCAGUUCCUGCAUGGCCGAGGUCAGAAGGAGCUGAACGUGCAGAUGGUGCAGACAAUGAGGAUUGGCUUGAAGGACCAAAACAAAGGGCUCUUCUCCAUCUGGCAAGAAAUCUUCCAGCUCCCAAAGGUCCAAAGACACAGGAUAGGAAUGGACCCUACUUUGACAACCCAGCUCCUGGUGGGUGAUGAGGACCUGUUGCAUCCUGGGGGGACAGCUGGCUUCAACCAAUCCUCUCACCGCUUCCACCAUGUCCUGCACCUCGCUGUCUCCUCAGGGGAGCAGGAGAAGCUGGCCCAGGGUCUGUACGAGAAUUUCCUGAACAUGAAGGUGCGGGACUCCAGUUUGAGCUCGGUGUGCUUGGCCCUGGAGUGGCUGGGCUUCUCUGACCUGCUCAGCCAGGCUGUUCUGCACGGGCAGAGCUUCCAGCUGAUGCGGUACCUGCCCUUCCUGCCCGUGGCUUUCCACCUGCUCUUCGCAGCCACCCACGUUCCCCGCCUCGCUUAUCCCAGCAGCCACCACGAUGCCCUGGCCAAGCUGCAGCACAUGCAGAACCUGGUGGUGUCCAUGGUGUCGGGGAUAGCGCCCAGUGCCCGCAGCCGCGCGGGGCAGCAGUCCCUUGUCCUGGAGGUGCUGUGCCUGCUGCUGGACAUCAUCGCCCCCAAGCUCCGGCCGGUGAACACCCAGCUCUACAGCCUGAAGGAGAAGCAGCAGCUGGCAGACCUCAUCAGCACCAUGCUGGCCUACAACCUCACCUACCACCAGGAGCGCCUGCCCGAGGGCCAGUACGUCUACAGGCUUGACCCGAACGUGGAGGACGUGUGCCGGUUCCCGGACCUGCCGGCUCGCAGGCAGCUCAGCUACCAGGCCAAGCAGCUCAUUGCCAGGGAGAUUGAGCUGGAGAAGAUGAGGAGGACAGAGGCUUUGCUGCAGGCAAAAAACCUGGGCGAGGAGCCCAGGAGCAGCCUCAGUGAGAGGGAGAAGCAGGGGAACACAGGGCCAGCCAUGCCCCCCAACCACCAGCAGCGCCUGGAGCACAUUGUCCAGAGGGCGACGGUGGAGGACAAGCCUGAGACCGACUUCUUCGGGCGCCCCGUUCGGCGCCAGCGGGUGGCCCUGGCCCCAGUCCCUCAGGCCUCAGAGGAAGGGUCGAUCGAGAGCCAGAUGGGAAAGGCCGUGGGGAAGAGCGACGUCUGGUUCCGCUUCAACGAGGGGGUUUCCAACGCUGUCAGGAGGAACAUCUACAUCAAGGACCUGCUCUAGCAGGUGCAGAUGACACCCAGGAAAAUUAGAAAGCUGGAACCGAAGAGAGAAGCUGGCUUUGGCUUUCUGACCUAGGGCUGGGACAUGUGUGCGUGAUCCCUGUGUGUUGUUCUUUUUUUUUAAGUACCUGCUUGUUUAAAAAAAAAUAAUAAAAAAUAUGUAUAAAAAAAUUCA